Striga asiatica is the source of this 2037-nucleotide messenger RNA. NCBI's taxonomy places the organism in Eukaryota, Viridiplantae, Streptophyta, Magnoliopsida, Lamiales, Orobanchaceae. The record is from the annotation of a GenBank genome assembly.
AUAAAUCGUCUUCUCUCCAUUUCCUUGUCGAUUUUUUUUAGUACUAUUUACCGAAAUGUACGUCAAUAAUUUAUAAGUAGCUGAUUCUCAACACACACAUUCACAGUUUCACAGUCUAUUUCUCUCUCCUCUUUCCUCUAGGGUUUGUAGAGCGGUGAAAGGGUGUUGUUAUAUUCUAUCACGUAUGGCUCGUUUCGUUUGAUAUGUAGAAGAAAUUUCGUUUUGUUUUCUUUUGUUAAGCUCGUUGAUUUAUUGAUUUUUAGUUUUCUUCGUUUUAUUUGUGAAUGAAAAAUUGAAGAUUGGAAAUGAUAUGGAGUGGAGGUGGUGAAUUUAAUGGCAAUUUGUCGUUUGACAUUUUCUCUCAAUUGUUUAGGCAUGAGUUUUGGAUCUCUGUUGACAUCCGCAGUUUUGGACUCCUCGCAUUUUUAGGGAAUCUCAGGUGAUGUUGCUGCCUAUCGCACUCGUUUUCAGCGUUUGUUGAUGUGAAAUACCAUCAAAUAGCAGCUUUUACUUCUUUGGGGCUGAGCACAAGAAAGAAUGGGGGCUGCUUGUUGUGUUGCUGCUAAUGGUAAAACUGUCACAAACAGGUCUCCUGGUGAAAAUUUGCAGAGGCAUGUGCACCAUUCACCGAGUUGGAGCUUCAGAUGGGAUAACCGUGGACGAGUAGCUGGGGAAGAGACCCAUUCAAACUGGGCCGGUGAUGAAGUUUGUGGGAACAGUAGAAUUGGAGCGAAAUUUGGAGCAACUGUUGAAGCUGCCUUUGCUUCUGAGGAGGGUAGCCCGUUUGAUGGCACCAGGUCAAAUACUUGGCGGAAGUCUCCACUUUCUGAAGGAAAUAGUGGAACUUUAAGGCUGCAAUCUUCUGAUUUAUUAGUUGAAUCACUCAACAACAACAACAACAUACCCAGUAUAUUCCCAACAGAUCAAGCUGUUCCACAGAAUAUUCCAGAGAUAAAGGAGCCCACCAAUUCCCCAUCAGUUGCCUACUCACCAUCUCUGAAGCUCUCUCCUUCGGUCCCUUCCCUCUCGUCCAAGUCAGCAUCCCCUUCGUUCUCAACCCCUUUAAGAUGGCACCAACACAGCAGAAUACCCAAAUCGCCCUCCUUCUCGAUAUCCGAGGAGCCGCCCUCGUCUCUCCAGGCAGCUCCUUCCUGGGGAAAUGACUCCAACGGUGGGUCCUCCGACAGCUGGUCGAUACCCGCUGCUCGUGAAAGGUGGUCCUUCGACAGCGAGGCAUCGGGCCCCAGCAGGGACAGAUUCACGAGGUUCAGUAGGCCCCACUCGAGCUCGCCAUCUCUCGAUUUUCAAACUUGUGGGAUUUGUACUCGGCUUUUGACAGAGGGGUCCUCGUUCGGGCAGAAGCUGAUGUAUGCGGUGAACGAGCUGGCGGUGGUCUCGGUUCUGACGUGCGGGCACGUGUACCAUUCGGAGUGCUUGGAGUAUAUGACUUUAGAGAUUGACAAAUAUGACCCUACCUGCCCGGUUUGUACGUUUGGGGAGAAACGGGCUGUGAAGAUGAUGUUGUCUGAGAAGGCGAUGAGGGGCGAGACGGAUUCCAAGGCCCGGAGAAAGUCGAGGAAACGAGUGGUGAGCAGUGAUUUCAGUGGGGAGAUUGUGUUUGAUCGGUCCAUCAGUGGUGGUGGUGGGCCCGAUGGGAGGGGACUCAAGAUUGGUUCGGGCUCGACGAGGAAGCCGUUUUUGAGACGACACUUCUCGUUUGGUGCGAAGACAAGUAGUAGGCAGUCUACGGACCGUCAGUCUAGUAAUCCGAGGAAGGGGGCUGCAAACGAAUGCUCGAUUCAAAGCUCGGUUCGAGCUCGAGCCGUGCUGCGGCUUGAGCAUGUCAUCGAGUCGAUCUCGAGCAUAGAUAUCAAUGGGAAGAACGGUGUGCCAAGUGGAGAGAGAAGGCCAUCGACUCAUCGGCAACUUCUCCGAGAAAAUCCAGAUAAUAGGAAUAGCUACUGCUGAAGAAGACACUGUAAAGAAAAGCGAUCAUACUAUAAUGGAGUUUCUCUUAAUUCGUUAUUAUUAUAGAGG